Messenger RNA from Eimeria mitis, 1617 nucleotides. RefSeq lists its product as uncharacterized. Lineage: Eukaryota; Apicomplexa; Conoidasida; Eucoccidiorida; Eimeriidae. The record is from RefSeq and is a predicted model, not a curated record.
AUGCCUCACCACGUGCUGGCUAUGGGGACGGUGUUGGCGGCGCUGGGCGCCAAAGCUGCGGGAUCGGGAGUCGACCCCACAUCGUUCCUAGGAACGGGAGCUGCUCCCCUGAGCAAGGGGAUGGGCUCGGCGUUGCUGUCUCUGAAGGCGAGCAAGGCAGCAGCUCUUACGGGUGCCCCCACUGCAUCUUCCUUCCUCGCCCAUGCAGGUGGUGCUGCAUCAGGGGCAGUAGGUAGUGGUGGGGUUGCAGCUGCAGCACCAAAGGCAGCAGCGGCAGCAGCAGGAGGAACCCCUGGGAAAGCAGCUCUCAGUAUGUUGGCGGCCAAGGGAGCGCCGGCAGCAGGGCACAUGUCUUCAGCAGCAGCUGCUGCGGGUGUAAAGGGGGCAGCAAAGGGUGGAGCUGCAGCAGCGAAUUCUUCUAUGUUGAAGGUGUCUCAGAAGGCAAUGUUCGGAAAGAGGAAAGCGGGGAUGCUAGGCCGCAGCAAGCCGAAGCCCCGCGGCUCAGGCUCUGCAGCAAGAGCGAGAGGAGGAGGGGGCAGCGCGGGCAGCAAGAGUGCUCAGCCCCGCCCCGCAGCACGCAGUUCAGGUUCUUCUGGAGCUCGAGGGGGGCUCCGGCGGGAACACAGUGGCAGCGGUGGGAGCUCAAGCUACCAGGGGCCCCUGACGGGUCAGGGGGGCUCCGGCGGGAACACAGGAUUGAGCUCUGGGGGCCCCCCGGCAGAGGGCGCAGGGGGAGAGGAGGUGAUGCCGGGGCCCCUCCCAUCCUCCAGCCAUUCGAAAUUCUUACAGCUGCACAAGGGGGCCCCCAGGGCCCCCACCGCGAGCUUCACUGGUACCUCUUCUGCUUCAUCUACUGCCCCCACAGUCACCAGCACCACCACAACUGCAGCAUCAGCAGCAGCAGCAGGAGCAGGAUUUGAUCCUGCAGCAGAUGCAUCAGCAGGAGCAGCAGCAGCAGCAGCAGCAGCAGCAGCAGAACGAGCACCCGAUAUCUCUGGUGUUGCUUCAGAAAUGAUGAGGGCCCAACCCGUUGAUCCUUAUGCUUUCGGCGUGGGAGGCGAUCCCGGGUUCGAUCCCGGGUUCGAUCCCAACACCCUCGACACUGCAGCAGCUGCGGGGCCCUCUAAAGGGUCCUCUUUAUUUAAGGGGUUUGUACAGGGGGCCCUAGGCAUGGAGGAUACAGGGGAGGAGGGGGGCAUGCUGCAGAGUUUGUCUAGCAACCUGGGAUCGAACCUGUUCGGUAACCUGUGGGGUGAUGGGGGGCUGGCGGGGGGAGCGGCGGCGGCGUUGGGGGCAGCAGCAGCCGAUCCCACAGCGGGAGCGAUCGAUCCCACCGAUGUAGCAGAGGUCGAUCCCGAGCUCAUAGAGGAACAGACAAUGGCCGUAGCCGCCAUGCUGCCGAGCCUCUUCGGCCGACUGACUACAGCAACAGAUAAAAUAAGGGGCCCCACAAGCUCAGGGGCCCCCGUAGCAAGAAGCAAUUCUGUAGCUUCUACUGCAUGCAACAGCGAUGGGGCUGCAGUAACCGAGGGGGAGACGGAUCUCCUCUCCUGUCGUCGGGUGUAUCGAUCCCGUGUCGGUGACAGAAAAAACAACUACGCUAAAUUCCUCUGCUGA